Molecule: messenger RNA, 3761 nt
Organism: Oryzias melastigma (Indian medaka)
Lineage: Eukaryota; Metazoa; Chordata; Actinopteri; Beloniformes; Adrianichthyidae
Gene: gpr17
Product: G protein-coupled receptor 17
Exons: 2
Coding region: 1371-2387 (338 amino acids)
Biological process (GO): phospholipase C-activating G protein-coupled receptor signaling pathway; positive regulation of Rho protein signal transduction
Cellular component (GO): membrane
Molecular function (GO): G protein-coupled receptor activity
Source: RefSeq, a predicted model, not a curated record
UUUCUCCACUUCAGAAUCCACUGGAAUUAUGUAGGUCACCCAUUCAGUAGAGUGUACAUUUUCCUUAUGUAAUGAACAAAACAAAUGGCUUGAUUUCCUUUGACUUGGGCUCGCCUGAUGACUGGAAACCUGUGAAGCCACCUGAUGGGGAGCACUCCAUCCUGACACGUGUCUCGAAGCGAGUCCUAGAAUCACUGUGAUCCCACGGGAAGAGAUUCAGUCAACCAGCUUUUUAUGAACUUUCUUUUUUGUCCAAAAAUGUCCAAUAAAUUGUGUUUUUCCCACCUAACGAAGUGACUCUUUAUCCCUGAAAAGGGCACUUUUACUGCUUUCAUUUGUGAAGUUUUGCAGGCACAAACCCUAAUUUCUCUUACUGUUUCUAAUCAACUACUAUUAGGCCAUCUGGGGGCUUUUAGUAACUGAACCCCUCUGGCAGCAGCAAGAAGAACGCACAAAUAAAUGCUCUUGCUGCUGGGUUUCCAGACGCACAACAGACAACGAAGGCAGGCCAAACAAAGGCUGGAGGAGGGAGGGGGGCGUCCCAAUUAGUAAUUGGCAGUGGAUUACUAGGGUAGGGAUGUCAAAGCCUCUCCUCAGUCCUCUGCGGAUAGCAGCUUCAUUCAGGCCUCAUCUGCAUAUCGGUGACAGUAGAAAAAAGGGGGAAAGUGUCUGAAACACAGCUGUGAAGUUUGAAAGAAAUACUAUUCCCUCCAGCAGAGGGACACAUCUGUCCUUUGGCUAUGUGACUUAUUUUGGGCAUUCUAAUUCUACCUGCCCCCCCCUGGAGGCAAGAGACCGACAAGAGCCUCUAUUUCCUUCAAGAGCUCAUUUCUUUUUUAGUGUUUAGUGCCCUCUUUAGAAUUUAAAACCCAUCCACAAUAGAUCAUCACUGAGAUUUCAGUCAUAAACAGCACAGUCCAUCUUUAUAAGAAAGGGGGGGUGAUGGUGGUGCUCCACCAGGCCUGGUGGUUUCCAUGGAGUCAUACCCAACAGCGUUUUUUGGCAGAGGCACGCCAUUCUUCUCGCUGCCUCUAAAACGCGCCACUUAUUCUGACUCAAGCCAUUGUGAGACGCACAAGUGGCUCUCUGAGGAGCAGGGGAUGGAGACAGAAAGGGUGGGGUCAGGGUUCAAACCAAAGGCUCCCCAUCGGGACUCCCUCUGUGUUAUCAAAUUUGUUGAGCUACAGUGUCAUGCCUGUGGACAUCUCGAGGGAGAAACGUGGGGUUAUAGGACAGCAUUCUUCCUGUCAGAGCACCAGUGGGGUGGGAGUGGGAGAUAAACUCCCCGUCCUCCCUUUUCUCUCUGCAUACAGCCUCCAGCUCCUGCACCCUCCACAAGCAGCCACGCUUUUGCCUUUAGGAGCUCUGACAUGAUCAUGGAGUCCUCCCUGCUGGAGCUGCCUCAGAAUCAGUCAUCAGAGAGCUGUGUGACGGCAGAGUCCACCACAGAGAACCAGUUGUUUGGAUGGUUCUACAUUGUGGUUUUCGUUCUAGCCCUGAGCGGCAACAGCUUGGCUCUUUGGAUUUUUUCUCGCCAGCGUGGCGUUUCCUCUCCAGCUACCGUGUUCCUGAUUCACCUGGCGGUGGCGGACCUCUCGUACGUGAUCAUCCUCCCCCUCAGAGCGACCUACCACUUCACUGGGGGCCACUGGCCCCUGGGGGAGGUUCCCUGCAGGGUGGUGGGCUUUCUGUUUUACGUCAACAUGUACGCCAGCCUGUACUUCUUGGCCUGCGUAGCAGCAGACCGUUACCUGGCUGUGGUUCAUGCCGUGAGGUCAAUGAAGAUCCGUCACGCUCGCUAUGCUCACAUAAUCAGCUUUUCUCUGUGGGUCCUGGUCACCAUCUCCAUGUCCCCCCUGCUGGUCACCCAUCAGACGGCACAGAGGGACAACACCACAGUGUGUCUGCAGCUUUACAGAGAAAAGGCCUCACGCAAAGCCCUGAUCUCCCUCGCCGUGGCCUUCACACCCCCGUUCCUCGCUACUCUGUCCUGUUACCUUCUCAUCAUCCACAGCCUCCACCGGGGCUCAAGGCUAGAGCCCGCUCUCAAGUUGAGGGCGCUGCGCACCAUCGGCGCCGUCAUGCUCAUCUACGUGGUCUGCUUCCUGCCGUACCACAUGAGCAGAGCCACCUUCAUCCUGGGCUACGGCCACCCUGACGUCUCCUGCCAGACGCGCAGAGCCCUGAGCACAGCCAACCGCCUCACCUCCUUCCUCACCUGCCUCAAUGGAGCCAUGGACCCGCUGGUCUACUUAUUCGGCGCCGAGAAAUUCCGCAGCGCGCUGAGGCGAAUCUUUUGCAAAGACAAUGGAGGGAUGUCUGCAGCCACGAGCGGCGAGUUAAAGGGAACGCAUGAGAGCUCUGUGAGCGCCAAGUCUGAGUUCUGAAGAGAGCGAUUAACUGGAGGCUGUGCCUCAGUGGACAGCCAGGAAUCUUGGAAGGAGCUCGAGUAGAUUCCUGGUGUAUUUACGGCUCAUUCAGCGCUUAUAAACAAACUCCACAUGUCAAGCACCAACUUCAGGGCGAUUCAUAUUGUAAAUAAUAAAGGUGGGGUGCAUGGUAGCACUAUUACCUCACAGCAAGAAGGUCCUGGUUCAAAUCCCAGCUGGGGCCUUUCUGUGAGGAGUUGCAUGCUCUCCCUGUGUGUGCGUGGGUGUUCUCCGGGAACCCCAGCUUGAUUGAUUACUUUAAAUUCUCCCUAGGUGUGUGUGAGAGGACAUGUGAGUGUGUGGCCCUGUGACAGGCUGGUGACAUGUUCAGGGUGUACCCAGCCUUUGCUCCACAGUAUCCAGGACAAGCUCUGGCGACCCCGUGACCCUGAAAGGGAUGGAUGGACGGAUACUUUCAAAAUAAUGAUUAAUUCCAAAUUUUUCAAACUUCCAAAAAAAGUUUUUAUGUUUUUGUUGCAGGUUUUACUCUCUUUCAUGUACUUUUUUUUCCCAAUAGCCUUAUUACAUUUUAAUAUGUGCACUGAUAAAAACAUAUAUUGUUGAAUCAGCACACUCUUUUUAACCUUACAUUCUCCAAAAUAAAAGACUCAAAUGGCCACAUCAAGAAACAGUCAGCAAGCUAAUCAAACUCAGAAAGAGUCUUAAAAAGUUGGAUUUUCGAGGAUGAUUCAUCUGAAGAGACAAACUUUAGGCAUCGCCUCAGCAGGAUGUCAGUGGAAUGACCAAAGGCUACAAAUUUGCCAUGAAGAAGAUUUCUGUUCUGGACAAGUUUAGAAACCACCUGCAAUCAUCUGAAGCAGAAGUUCUGCACGGCUGCAGGAAAAUCUUCAUCACUAAAUCGUUUUUAUCUGUAUUUUCUGUGUAUUGAGGUAAAUUCAGUGGUUAGCUACGACCUGCUUGUUUCCUCAUUUUUCCAAAAGAACAUUUCUAUGAAAUUGUGGAACAAGUUGGUGUUUUUUUUUACUUUCUGUAAACCAUGAAAUAUUUUUUUUGUUAAAUAUGUUGCUGUGUCACUCAUAAUUAGAAGAUCCAAACAAGACUAUGGAAUUUUUGUAUUUAUUACUAUCCAAUUGGAAUUAUUUUCUUAAGAGAACAGCAAAUGAUGUAAAGAGGCAGAACUUUUAAAAGUCAUAAAUGCCCCCUGUAAAUACAUUUAUCAUCAUCAAACAUUUAAACUGCUUUGUUAUGAAAAAUUAACUGCUGCUUUACUUUUAAACAGUUUUUAUAAUAAAGUUUGGUUAAGAGGGUAAUCUGAAUUGUAAAAUGUAAAUGUUUUGAUGUCAACUUUCUACAGUAAAAUACUGUAAAUGA